GCAGUAAUUGAUUGGUGCAAAUGAGUCCUCGAGCGCGUAAACCAAAGAAGAGCCCCAGCGAGAAGGCGCCUCCUAGCAGCAGCAGUGGCAGUGGCAGCGGUGGUGGUGGCGGUGGCGGCGGCGGCGGUGGUGGCGGCUCUGGUGGUGGUGCACUCGCCGACGACAAACGACCACGGACGGCCUUCAGUGGACCACAGCUGGCGAGAUUGAAGCACGAGUUCGCCGAGAACCGAUACCUAACCGAGCGUCGCCGGCAGCAGUUGAGUGGCGAGCUGGGCCUGAACGAGGCGCAGAUCAAGAUCUGGUUCCAGAACAAGCGAGCCAAGAUCAAGAAAUCCUCCGGCCAUAAGAACCCCCUGGCCCUGCAGCUGAUGGCCCAGGGGUUGUACAAUCACUCGACAAUUCCGCUGACCCGGGAAGAGGAGGAACUGCAGGAGAUGCAAGCGGCCGCCCAGGCAGCAGCCGAAUCCCGCAUGGGUUCAUCGCCGGCCAGUGGCUAGCAUCGGUUGCGUCCGAGAAUGAGUUCGUAAUUUGGAGGUUUUGCAAUAGUCGUAACCAGACCGACAGCUAUCAGACAAUUUCGGUUUUCAGUUUAAGUACGACGCAACAAGUGCAGAAGCGGAAUAAAACAUCUGUGAUAUCUUAAUGUUAAUCUAACGCAACAGCUUAUGGAAUGUAUAUUAUUAGAGGAAGGGAUAUAUUUUGGAUGUUGUCCAUUUUUUAAGUGGAGUUUUGUCCUAGUUUAUACCAUUGUAAAUUUCGUCUGAACUGCUUACCGAACCGCGUCAAUCAGUGUAUGGUUUAUUAUGUGUUUUAAAUUACCAUUUGUCAAGCGAAUCGGUUCAAUGAACGUUUAAUCAAGUGAGUGUCAAUCAAUUGACUGUAGGUAAAGCAAAGUGUAUAAAUUGUACAUAGAAUCUCUCAUUAUAAAUAGAAGUAUAUCUGAUCUGACAUCAACCAUACGAAAAGUAGGACAAUUACGAAAAACUUAUUUAUUUCGUUUGUAAAUAUUGGAAUCGCUUAAUAGUAAGUUAUCAAU
Molecule: messenger RNA, 1039 nt
Organism: Ochlerotatus camptorhynchus
Lineage: Eukaryota; Metazoa; Arthropoda; Insecta; Diptera; Culicidae
Gene: inv
Product: invected
Exons: 3
Coding region: 21-500 (159 amino acids)
Biological process (GO): regulation of transcription by RNA polymerase II; multicellular organism development; neuron differentiation
Cellular component (GO): nucleus
Molecular function (GO): RNA polymerase II cis-regulatory region sequence-specific DNA binding; DNA-binding transcription factor activity, RNA polymerase II-specific
Source: RefSeq, a predicted model, not a curated record